CCGGAUCUUGUAGACUGACUUUCGAGUAACGAAUGUUGGAUGACUAGUUGGGCCUGGAACUGUCACAUAAGACUCGCUACUCCCACUUCUUAGCACAUCUCAUUAUUCCAUCAGUUACAUUAUCUCCUCUCCCAGACAAGAUACCUCAAUUCCCAUCUACAACUCCAGCAACAUGGCACCUCAAUUAGCAUUCGUCGGCCUGGGCAACAUGGGAAGGGUAAGAGACAACCACUUAGACACUUAAUGCAGUAAGUCCGCUAAUGAAGCAUCGUAAGGGAAUGGCAAAGAAUCUUGUUGAGAAAGGAGAACUGGAUAAACCUCUCAUACUAUUCAAUCGCACAGAGAAAAAAGCGACGGGUCAGUGCUUGCCAUUUCAUACUGUGAUUCCAUAAGUCAAUAGUCCCUUCUCCUUGAAGAACAUCAAUUUUAAAGAACCAACAAAUAGAAUUUUCUCAAACUUUGCCAUCCGGAAAAUCCGUCGUUGUAACUACCAUCGAAGAAGUGGUCUCCAAGUCAGACAUCAUAUUCACAUGUGUUGGGGAUGAUGCAGCCAUAACUUCAACCAUCGAUACAGCUCUGGCUUCCAACCCAAAAGGAAAAGUAUUCGUCGACUGCUCCACCAUCCACCCAAACACCAGCACCGAACUCUCUAAAAAGAUCACAGAAGCCGGAGCCUCAUUUGUAGCUUGUCCGGUCUUCGGAGCUCCAGCGGCCGCUGAUGCAGGCCAACUAAUCUGCGUCCUCGCCGGACCAAAAGAAAGCGUUUCAAAAGUCAAACCCUACACCAAAGGAGUGAUGGGUCGAGCAGAUAUCGAUUUCAUCGACGAGCCGGUGGAGAAAGCUCUCCAGUUGAAGAUUGUGGGAAACACAUUUGUAGUCAAUAUGGUUGAGGCGUUAUCUGAGAGCCAUGUGUUGGCCGAGAAGUGUGGACUAGGGACUGAGCAUCUUCAUGGUUUUGUGGAUGCUCUGUUCGGAGGCCCUUAUGCUACUUAUUCGACCAGAAUGUUAUCGGGCGAUUAUCAUAAACGAGAGGAGCCUUUGUUUGCGGUUGAUCUUGCUAGGAAGGAUGCGAGACAUGCUAUGGAUUUGGCUAAAACUGUAAGUCAUUGCCUUUUCACUUUUAUCUAUACAAUUUUUGCUUUUGGACACCCAAUUUUCUCCUUUAUAUGGGAUUGUUAGCGCUUGAAUAGGAGCUGCAGUGCAUUCCGAGAUCCUAGAAGCUCGAGCAUAGUGGCCCCACGAGAAGGUCAUAUCUUAUGACUUUGACUGCUCAAAACCGAAACUAACUUAUGGUGAUAUAGGCUGGCACAAGAAUGCGAAUGGUUGAGGUAGCCGAUGCCCAUCUAGUGCAGGUAAAGGAGCACAAGGGAGAGAAAGGCGACAUCGCGGCCAUUUAUGGCGCUGUUCGUAAGGAGGCCGGGCUCAAGUUUGAGAAUAACAGUUGAAUGGAAAGUGGCUCGGGAAGCUGGGUGAGGUAUAACUGUGUAGAAUGGCAUUGAUAUAAAUUACGGUAUCAUAAAUCAUGAUAGCUCCCUAGCC
Molecule: messenger RNA, 1539 nt
Organism: Hymenoscyphus albidus
Lineage: Eukaryota; Fungi; Ascomycota; Leotiomycetes; Helotiales; Helotiaceae
Source: the annotation of a GenBank genome assembly